Molecule: messenger RNA, 953 nt
Organism: Trichobilharzia regenti
Lineage: Eukaryota; Metazoa; Platyhelminthes; Trematoda; Strigeidida; Schistosomatidae
Source: the annotation of a GenBank genome assembly
GUACAUGGAUGAUACUUUUUUAAUUAUGAAAAACGAGAAGGAAGCAAAGAGCAUCCUGGAUAAAUUUAACGAGGUACAUACUGCAAUAAAUUUUACCAUCGAGACAGAAAAGGAAUCUAGUAUUCCAUUUUUAGACGUUUUUAUGACCAGAAAAGAGGAUGGCUCAAUAAGAAGAAGUGUUUAUAGAAAACCUACAUCAACGGGCCAGUACACACAUUUUCUCAGUUUUGUGCCCUUGAAAUACAAACGCAAUUUGAUAAAGUGCCUGGUUCACAGAGCAAGAGCGAUUUGCUCGGACGAAUGUCUUGAUGAAGAACUGAAUAAUAUUAAACGGUUGCUAAGUGAGAAUGGUUAUCCUGAAAAGUUUAUUGAUAAGAAUAUGAAUUUGAAACCAAAGCAGCCGAAGUUACCAACAGUUCCAAAAAAGGCCUUAUUCUUUCAGAUGCAGUUCCUUGGGGACAACACUAGCGAGAUACUAACACAGCGUAUUAGAAAUGCGGUAAAACGAGCAUUCCCUGCUGCUGAAUUACGUUGUAUCUUUAAGACUACUUCUCUUCUGCGUUCGGGAGUAAAAGACAAACUGCCUAAUUUCGCCUCAUCCAUGUGUAUCUACCAAUUUAAUUGCUCCUGUGGAGCCAGUUACAUAGGCCGCACAAUUAGGCGUGUUUCUCGUCGAAUUUCCGAACAUCACCCUGCGUGGUUAAGCAAAGGCCAAACAAAAUCUAUCCGUAGCGCUAUUUUGGCUCAUCUGGUGGAUACAGAACAUAGGAUUGAUGUUAACCAAGCUUUCAGAGUUAUUUAUCGGAUACCAACAAAUCUCAACUUCGCCUUAAGAGUUCGAUUACUAAAUAUUGCUGAGGCUGUUGGGAUCCACAUUAAAAAGCCUAAUUUGUGCGUCCAAAAGAAGUUAGUUCAGACGCUGUCCCUACCUUGGCCAUCUAGGUUUGAAUGAU